CCCCUCUAUAUUUAUUUCAGAGUCCCCUUCCCCUCCCCUAUUUCUGAAGAAGGGUCCAGACCCAAAACGUCAGCUUUCCUGCUCCUUUGAUGCUGCCUGGCCUGCUGAGUUCAUCCAGCUCUACACCUUGUUAUCACAGACACAGGAAGAGCAUGUUCACUCCACACAGGCACUCACCCAAGGCUGGCAUCAAACCUGGUUCCUGGCAUUGUGAGGCAGCAGUGCUCACCAUUGAGUCACCGUGCCACAUUUUACAGGAUGUAUAAUAGGCAAUAUUACAGAGAUAUACAAUUGAGGUCUUUAAUGAAGGAGCUGAAAAUAGUACAUGGGAAAUGGAGCCAGAUUGUGUUUGUACAUUAUGCUGCUCUGAUUAUUUUAUUCAUGAGGCUAGUAGACCUUUAAGGUCCAUCUGCGCAGUUUGUAUUUGACUUGGAACUGGAGCAUGUUGUUAGUAAUAUUCCCUGCAAUAGUCAGAGCUGUUGGUUCCUCAACUGAAGGAGUAUUUUAUCUGUAGGAUGGACACAAUUAUUAAUACUGUUUGUUUGAAAGAGCCAGGUUGAAGAGAAUAAAUAUUAAAUAAAAUUCUGUAUUAUAGACAUACUGUAGAAGAUUAAAUAAGAUUCACAUGUCUACCUUGAAUUGUGGAAGCAACUUAAUUGAACAAGACUGAGUAAGGACAGUCAACAUGGCUUUGAGCGUGGGGAAUCAUGUCUAACCAACUUGAUUGACGUUUUGAAGACAUAAUGAAGAAGAUUGAUGAGGGCAAAGCAGUGGAUGUGAUCUAUAUGGACUUCAGUAAGGUGUUCAACAAGGUUCCACAUGGUAGACUGGUUAGCAAGGUUAGAUCACGUAGAAUACAGGGAGAACUAGCCAGUUGGAUACAGAACUGGCUGGAAGAUAAAAGACAGAGGGUGAUGGUGGAGGGUUACUUUUCAAACUGGAGGCCUGUGACGAGCGGUGUGCCACAAGGAUUGGUGCUGGGUCCACUGCUCUUUGUCAUUAAAUGAAUGACUUGGAUGUGAACAUAGGAGGUAUGGUUAGUAAGUUUGUAGAUUACACCAUAAUAGGAAGCGUAGUGAACAGUGAAGAAGGAUAUCUCAGAGUAAAACGGGACCUUGAUCAGUUGGGCCAAUGGGCCGAAGAGUGACUGAUGGAGUUUAAUUUAGAUAAAUGUGAGGUGCUGCAUUUUGGAAAAGCAUCAGGGCAACACCUAUACGCUUAAUGGUAAGGUCCUGGGGAGUGUUGCUGAACAAAGAAACCUCGGAGUGCAGGCUCAUAGUUCCUUGAAAGUGGAGUCGCACAUAGACAGGGUAGUGAAGAAGGCAUUUGGUAUGCUUGCCUUUAUUGGUCAGUGCGCUGAGUAUAGGAGUUGGGAGAUCAUGUUGCAGCUGUACAGGACAUCUGUUAGGCUACAUUUGGAAUACUGCAUUCAGUUCUGGUCUCCCUACUAUUGAAAAGGAUGUUACCAGCAUUGGCGGGUUUGAACGAUAAGGAAAGGCUGAUUAGGCUGGGCCAUUUUCCCUGGGCGUUAGAGUAACUUUAUAUAGAAGUUUAUAAAAUCAUGAGGGGCAUGGAUAGGGUGAAUAGCCAAGGUCUUUUCUCAAGGGUGGGGAAGUCCAAAACUAGAGGGCAUAGAUUUAAGGUGAGAAGGGAAAGAUUUAAAAGGACCUAAGGGGCAACAUUUUCACAUAGAAGGUGUUACCUGUAUGGAAUGAGCUGCCAGAGAAAAUGGUGGAGGUUGGUACAAUUACGACAUUUAAAGGCAUCUGGAUGGGUAUAUGAAUAGGAAGGAUUUAGAGGGAUAUGGGCCAAAUGCUGGCAAAUGAGACUAGAUUAAUUUAAGAUGAGUUGGACCAAAGGGUUUGUUUCUGUGCUGUACAAGUCUAUGACUCUAAAUGCCCAGUGAUUUCCAUAUUGUAAAAGUGAAAAAUGUUCGAGUCUGUUGAGACAUUGCGUUGGAGGACAAAGACAUGUCAUUUGAAGUUGAUAGAGGCAGCUGUUGUCAGCCUGGCGAGUCUCUCCAGCAUUCUCCAUUUGUUAGGGAAAUACAUUGUCUAGCUUCCAUCUUUCCUGAAGAAGGUAAAGUCUAGAAAGCAGAGCGCCGGGGAAGACAAUUUGAAAUGAAUCAUCGCCUUGUGCCUUCCUCCUCGGUUCCGCGUUCUAUACUCAUGGCCGAGAAGUCAAAGUUCUAUUGUUUGUAGUAACCGAGCGAGUUGCUAUGGGAGCGGUGGACAGCCCUGUUAUUGACACUUUGAGAACAGAAAGGACGAGAUCAAAACCAUUCACAGCAGGAACGAUGGCUGUGGGACUAACACGUGCCUCUUGAAUAAGUGUAACGUUGACCUCCGGUCAGAUUGAAAGCAGAACAAUAUUGCAGUCUCUGGCCAUCAACCGAAUGGAUUUUCUUUGCUAAAAGAGUGAUUACGCCAAAAAUAAAACAAGUUCAACGACGCAGGAUGGAUGUGCCUGAACACCUUAAGCCCACUCUCGAUUUUCAAUAAUUGUACUCAUUCUUACAUAGGUAGGUUUUGUGGGAAGGUCUCUUAAAAUAAUAAUAUAUAUUUAAGGGAAUUAGCAAGAAUUUAUUCAUUUAAACGAUUCCGUAGGGUCUCAGGAGAUAAGGUAGCAUUUGUGCAGAGAAAAACACGACUUAAUGUCUGACAGGUUUAGUAUUUCCAACUAAAAACGAACAAUGCUGGAGAUCACAGCGUGUCAGGCAGCAUUCAUGGAGAGAAAUCAAGCAACGUUUGGAAUCUGGAUUUCCAGCAUUUGCUGUAUUCUUUUCACACUAUAGCAUCUGUAUUGCAGAGGAGUGGUAAUCUCCAAUCCCUCUACUUCCCAAACUUUGAAAAUCUAGUUAAUUCAUAAAGCAAGAUUUGCAUUUACAUAUUGUUAAAAUCACCGUAAAAACUAACAACUUUUAAAAAGCAGUAAAUAUUUCAAUUGGCUGACACAGGGGAGUCACACAACAUUUCAGGUUUUAAGACUCUUAAACUAAUACACUAAACUUCAGAAAAGGUAUUCCCCAUUAACCUCUGAACACAGCCAACAAUCUUGUGUCAUGUCAAUACAGUACAUUGUACUCUCAGCUUAAAGUUACCCUUGUGUUUAAAUUCUGAAGCUCCUUCUGGCUUUAAUUGGAUAUCUGCAGCUGUCCACCCAGGGUAAAUCUCAUAUGUUAUUUUAAACAAAGUUUCUGAACCAAAUCUUUUGAGCAUAAUCAAAUGGUCUUCCAGCAGUAAGGUACCAAGUCCUGACUGCUUGGUCUUUUAUCUACAUAAGCUUUAUUUCUUUGAACAGAGAAUCUGUCCUCAUCAGCUUCUGUCCUCUGCUUGGUGGUUAACCCACAAAUUGUCCUUACUUCAUAUCUGGCAUGUAACACCUGUUUCCAGUCUUCUUCCCCUAAACUCUGACUAAUAUUUAGAGUGUGAGUUUGAGCAUGACAAGACCUGCUUCCACAUCCUUUGUCUACUGUCAAUGAGUUUUGUUUUGAGUUUCUGUCCCUACAAAUGUAGGUCACAUGGUUUUUCUCUGGUACACUUAAAUUGGGGAUGGGUUUGCCUUUGGGCUUAUUUCAUCAGAGGUUGUAGCUUCCUCGCCAAACUGGUCCCUUUUAUCUUGAAUUGAAAGAGACUAUUUAGAACCUAGCCAUCUAAUGAGUAUAGGAAUUGAUGGACAGGACAGAUGAAUGUGUGGAGGAAGAGUUGGAGCAGAAGGGAGGGCCUUAGGUUUCUGGUUCACUGGGGUUUGUUUCUGGAGAAGGUGGGACCUGCAUGAGUUCGACAGCUUGGACCUGAACUGGAAUGGGACCCCAAAUCCUUGCUGGGAAAUUAGCUAAUGCAGUUGGUGGAAGUUCAAACUCAAUUGACAGGGAGAUAGGAUACAAGAUGGAGACACAAUAGUGGGUGACGUACAGACAAGUAUAGUAUAAAAGCUAAGACAGUCUAGAAGUAGUGUGAAUAUAGUCAAUUUAGGGCUCAAGGGUGCAUAGUAAGGCUGGAAUGGUAUUUAUUUUAAUUCAAGGAGUCUCGCAAAUAAAGCAGAUGGUUUGAGGAUGUUGACUAAUACAUGGGGAUGUGAUAUCCUGCUGUCAUGGAAAUAUGGUUGAGAGGGGAACAGGACUAACAACUCACUAUUCUGGGGAAUAGAAUCUUUUGGCAAAAUACAGGGGGCUGUAAAAGAGGAGGUGGUGUCGCAAUAUUGAGCAAGGGUUUUUACUGCAGUAAGGAGGGAUAAUACCUUAAUGAGGCCAUAUGGGUAGAAUUUUAUAAAAUACAAGGGAGCAAUUACUUUAUUAGGGGUGUAUGUUAGACCCCCAAACAGUCAAGGAGAGAUAGAAACACAGAUAUGUCAGCAAAUCCCAGGGCAGUGUAAAAAUAAUAGGGUAAUAAUAGGGGACUUCAGCUUUCCUGAUAUUAACUGGGAUAGGCAAAAUAUGAAAGGCUCAGAGGAAGCAGAUUUCUUAAGAAGUGUGCAGGAAAGCUUUUUUGACCAGCACGUGGAAAGGCCUGCAAGAAAGAGACAGCAGUCCUGGACCUAAUUUCAGGGAAUGAAGCCAGGCCUGCAAUGAUGGGGGAGCAUUUCAGUGAUGAUGACCAAUAAUCAGUUUAAGGUUAAAAAACAAACCUCGGAAUGGAGAUGUAUGAGAAUUUAGGACUAGUGGGAGAGGGCACUUAUGGAUCAGUAAUGAAAUGUAGGCACAGAGAGACAGGACAAAUAGUUGCAAUCAAAAGAUUUCAAGAACGAGAAGAUGACCGACUGGUAAAGAAAAUUGCUGUAAGAGAAAUACGAUUUCUGAAGCAAUUUAGGCAUGAAAAUCUGGUAAACCUUAUCGAAGUGUUCAAGCAAAAGAAACGUUUAUUCUUAGUGUUUGAGUUUGUGGAUCACACUGUUCUGGAUGAUUUGGAACGGUUUCCAAAUGGACUGGAGAGUAAAAAGCUCAGAAAGUGUCUUAUUCAGGUAUUAAGAGCCACGGAGUAUCUUCACAAGAACAACAUAAUUCAUCGCGAUAUCAAACCUGAGAAUGUCCUGAUCUCAGGGUCUGGUGUUGUUAAACUAUGUGAUUUUGGAUUUGCCCGUUCAUUGGCUGCACCAGGAGAGCCUUACACAGAAUAUGUCGCCACUCGCUGGUACAGAGCUCCAGAGUUAGUAGUCGGUGACACCAAAUAUGGCAAGUAG
This is a messenger RNA of Rhincodon typus (whale shark), 5178 nucleotides long. Its product is annotated as cyclin-dependent kinase-like 2. The record is from RefSeq and is a predicted model, not a curated record. Gene Ontology annotation, biological process: protein phosphorylation. The coding region runs from base 4633 to 5178 and encodes 181 amino acids. NCBI's taxonomy places the organism in Eukaryota, Metazoa, Chordata, Chondrichthyes, Orectolobiformes, Rhincodontidae. The transcript has 5 exons. Gene Ontology annotation, cellular component: nucleus. Gene Ontology annotation, molecular function: ATP binding; cyclin-dependent protein serine/threonine kinase activity.